This is a messenger RNA of Phytophthora megakarya, 1575 nucleotides long. NCBI's taxonomy places the organism in Eukaryota, Oomycota, Peronosporomycetes, Peronosporales, Peronosporaceae. The record is from the annotation of a GenBank genome assembly.
AUGGACAGCGAUAUCUUGCUACGCAAGACCUUUGCUGAUUUUGCGCACCAAGAACGCGCCGAAGGCUUAGUUACAACUCGAAGUCAGGCCAAGACCAAGAAGAAAAGAGUGCACUUCGAGGACAAAGUUCCUGAAGGAACGACCAAUGCUGAGACAACUGAGGCAGUCAACGAGGACUCGGACACGCAAGUGCAACGUCCAAAUGCUGAGGUCCGACAUGAACUAACAGCCGAUGACAUUGAUCCGGUUACAGUCCAAGAAGAGCAAAGGCACCGUAUCGCCAAGGCCCAGGACGAGGAGCUGAGGUGGUCGAACCUGAAUGCCGUCCUGAGAGGAGAAACCACAGCGAUGACUUACAAAGAGGCCCGAGAAGCCCGGAAGUGGGCGGACAACUUCGUGCUGUCAAGUGAUAACGUCCUGUAUUACACGGGUGUGAGCAGAAGAAAGGUCGACGAAAAUCAGCCCGAGAUGUCGUUGAGGCUCGUGGUGCCAACCGCAAUGAUCCAAGAAGUGCUACACAAUUGUCAUAACUCCAUCGAAGGAGGGCACCAAGGUGUCGUUCGCUCUUAUGAAAGAGUGAAACACGACUACUACUGGAUCGGUCUCUACGCAGAUGUGGAGAAACAUGUGAAAUCAUGUCUCGACUGCAGCUCGAGUAAGAGCUUGCCGCAGCCCAAAUGCUACUCACCUGGCAAUGUGCUCGCAGAGCGACCAUUCUAUGUGGCAUCAAUGGACUUUGUGAUCCCUCUGCCUAGAUCUCGUCGAGGGAACACUGCCCUAUUGCUAUGGCAGUGCUCCUUUACGGGGUUUGUGAUCGCUAAAGCGAUGUCGGAUACCGAUGCCCUGACUGUGGCCAAGGUGUGCGAGGAAUGCAUCUACAGGCGAUUUGGUGCUCCGUCUCUUAUUCGACAUGACCGAGACCCACGCUUCAUGAGCGAGGUCUUCCAGGCCUUCGCUGACAAGGUCAAGGUCAACAUUGAGCUAUCGCCCGCAGGCGAAUGGGCGUCGGUCAAGACCGUGAUACAGUCUGUCAAGGUCUAUGUGGAAGACUCGUUGCAGCAAGACUGGGAUGAGAUCGCUGAGCAACUAGUCUUUGCGAUCAACAACUCCCAUAUGACCAGGAAAGAGUCACCUUUCUAUUUGGUCCAUGGAUGGGAUGCCCAUACGACGCUACGAGCAAUGGCUACCUCCAUGAAGCGAGGUAUCGGUAAGCAGACUGAGGCACUAGCCUGUCGGCGAGAGAUUAACCGCCAGCAGCAGAUCACUCUCAAAAUGGCUAAAGAAUACCAAGCGGUGGAGAAGGCCCGACGUGCAAGAAUUCACAACGAGAAGCUCAGUCGCAAAGAGCAAGCCGCAGUACCAAAAAGUGUGAACGAUGACUCUCCCGCCGAUGACUCGCCCAACAAUGACUCGGAACCGAAGUCUCUAUUUCGACCUGGAAGCCGUGUAUGGCUGCAUAUGGAGCGGGUGAAGCCAGGAUUAGUUACGAAGCUGGCUCACCGAUGGCAUGGUCCUUUCAGAGUAAAGCGAAAGGUCGAGGAGUUCGCGUACGAGCUCGAUUUACCUGUGACGUAG